AUGAAGAGGGUUGAAGAUGACGAUGAUAGUGAUAUCGAUACGGAAGAAAUAAAGGGGCAAUUGAAAACGAUGCAAGAUGCUUUGCAACGACAUUUUGGUCAUCACAAGGUCAGUGAGUGAUACGAAGUAAAGACUUUUGAAUAUUAUGCAUGUAUUUUCUUUGCGUGUACCCUGAAGCAGUACUAUCGCGCAGAAGAUGGUGUUCAGUUCAAAUAGCCUUUCUCACGCCAUUAUUUAAUUUUGGCCGGUGGCUUUUCAGCCGAAGUCAAUGCGAGAUAAGUCCACUGUCCACAUAGCAGCGACUUUUUAUAAUUUUUUGGACGAAUGAUGGUAAAUUUGCCUUGUGAAUGGUUAGUUUGUUUUGAAAAAUUGCUUUUCACAUUGCCGUUUUAAUUGUCUGCAUUGGUUAACGAGAAUUAGAUGCCACCCAAAAAUGGCGUAUAGUAUUCGUCACCGUGAGAAAGGCUAAUUGUUCAACCAGGGACUCUGGAGCCACGAUGGCAGCGGGGAGUGGGCAGCUUCGCCCGUUGCCCAAACAGUGCGUGGGCAGCAGUUUGCCGUUUAGUUUUGCAAGAACUGCUCUUCGAAAGUCGUGCGUUAUUCAUAUAAAUUGAAAUUGAGAACUGCUUCCAAGCAAUUUAGCUCGAAUUUGAAUCGGAAAUAAAAUUCCUCUCAAAAACGUUACCAAGGUUUCCAACCAUUUGAAAACGAACGUCAACAAGAAAACGGAAUAUCAUUACCUUGAUUCAGCGAACGCCUCUUUUAAGUGAAGCCGACACUUAACUAGCUUUUCAGGGCCGUCAUAGUCAGCGAAAAUAUUUUAGUGGCUCGGAUUAAAAAGUAAUAGUUGUAGCAAAAAUUUUGAUAACUUUACGAAAAUUGCCGAAAAAUUUAAGAAAUUACGGUACAUCAAUACUAAAGUGAAAAAAGGUAUGUCCGGAAAAAUUUUUUAUCCAACAAUUUUUUAUCCAACAAUUUUGGGAAAAGAAAUGUUAAUUAGCGAGUAUACUCCCUGCUUUAUCCUCUUUGCUGCGGCCCUGCUUAUUGUCAUAACAAUCAAUGGUAAAAACCAAUUUGAAGACAGUUCACUGAACACAUGGGCGUACCGGAAGGAAAAAAUUAGGGGGGCGGAAAGAAAAUUGCCCGACUUUUCGGGAUUCUGCCUGACUAAUACAAAAAAAAUUUUUCCGGAAAAAUUAUUUUGGAUACCCCCCCCGUCGCCAAAAAAAUUUCGGUCAGUGUACCAUUUUAGGGGUCAAAAAAAUUAUCCGGACAACCCAUAUUUUUUGGUGCAUAACAAAAAUUUUCGAAAAAUCACAAAAUUUGUCAAAAAAUUCACUUAAUUUUAGACAAAAUUAACAGAAUUUGUCCCAUUUUUUUUUAUUGCAAACCUAAAUUGCCCGACUGUUGAUCGAAUAUUGCCCGACUGCCCAAAAAACUGGGGGGGCUAAACCCGCCCGCCCCCCCGCCCGGUACGCCUAUGACUGAACACAUAUUUGUUUUCCACAAACAAAAAGUAUUAUACAUAUUUGUUAUGGAAUGUUUUGCAGUAUUUCUAUAUAGUACAACAUCCAUAUUAAACUGAGCAGUUCCUUACAAUUUAGUGUCUUUUAUGUUAGGACGUGGCAAGAUUGAAAAGCGAAGGUAUUUAUGGCGGGAAAAAGGAGUUUGUUGUUGUAACACCAAACCUAGCUCGAGCGACGCCCAGCGAGACCUUACUUGCCAUGCGCGAGGAGUUGGAAGCUGAGCGCAAGCGCAGAAUGGAACAGGUGGCCUCGGGUGAGGACGAAGAUUCUAGGACGACGUCAGAGGCUAAGAAAGGAGUCAAUGAGGAAUUGUUGCAUUUGUUUGCUUUCCACGAUGUAAGUAGCAACAUACAGAGAUUCAUACGUACACGCAAACACAAUGCUGAGGACAUGCAACAAGUAUGAAUUUUUAAUAAAAAGUCAUUGAAUGAGGUUUUUGUGAUAUCCAGAAGUAUCAAGGUUGAUGUAUGUGCUAUCUCGGUAAUUGAUAGUAGCUACCGAGACAAAAACUGAAUUCAUGAAUAACUGUUUUAUUGCACAUUGCAUUUCGAGAAACAAUUGCCUCCUUGGAUUAUUAGCCUUUUCCCAAAAGAGAUCACAGUGCAUUCUGGGAUCGUUUGGAGGGACAAAAUAUAUGGUGACAGGCGUCAAAUAUGUGAAAGAGUAGAAGUAUCUAAUAUCAAAUAUCAACUUUUUAGAUGGCCAAAAAUGAAAUAUCUCCUUUUUACAUUACACUUUUAAUUUAAAUGUGUGCUGCCAUAUUUCUUGUCCCUUAACAUGGGAUUCUCGCGACUAGACCCAGGACUUUGGGAAAUGGCUAAUUGUGUUUCAUUAUUGCGUCGUUAACCUUGGCCUUGGCUAUUCCUCCAGUCUAAUUAGCUACACGUUCAAGGGUGGGUAGUAGCGAAGUAGUUGUAGUUCGCUACUGUAGCGAACUACAAUUUUCAAGUAGCCAGUAAUUUUUGACUACUUUUUUAAAACAGUAUUGUAGUUGUAGCGAACUACAUUUUGCCUAAAAGUAGCCAAAUAGUCGACUACUUUUCAAACAGUGAAUGGCUAUUCGCUAUUUUUUAAAAUUGUUAGCAACCGUUCAUAGAAUAGAAUGAUGAUAAGACACGGUUUGCUUAAAAGAUUAUUUUAUACAGUAAAGAUUAUUUUAGCGCAAUGAAAAGUGGCACUCCUGAACACUGUAGUGCUUAUAAAAAUGUUGCUUUGAGCCUUUUUGUUUACUGUUUCUACCCGUAAGUCGAUUUGUUAUAGGUUACUGAUUACAGCCUGAGCUAGUGGAUGCUCCAAAUACCGUAAAACUAAAAAAUAUAGAGCAGCGAAAUAGCGAAAUAGUUCGCUACAUUUUUUAAGCAGUAGCUGUAGUCUGUAGCGAACUACCUUUGUUCACUUCAAAAGUAGCAGUAGUUUAGUGUAGCUGACUACAUAUUUUUGCAGUAGCUGUAGUCUGUAGCGAACUACCUUUGUUCAAAAGUAGCAGUAGUUUAGUGUAGCUGACUACAUAUUUUUGCAGUAGCUGUAGUUAUAGCGAACUACAAAAAUUUUGUAGUCAACCCACUCUUGCAUCUUAAGUGAUCUUUACAAUGCAAUCAUAAACAUUUGGAGUGAAAUUUCGUGUCAUAGGCACUUUAAGAAUCUUACGUUUUGUCAUAUCGGUGUUGAAGAUUACCACAAACUGAUACAAACACAGUUUUUAAUCCAGUCCCUCCUCGGCAAUCCGACCUCCGUGUUGACAAAAAACAUCGCUUGCUUUAGCUCGCUAAUAACCACAUUCUUUUGCAGUCGAAAUAUCAAACGGAAUCCGAACAAACUCGCCAGAAAGUCGAAGAAGCAAAAGAUAUCAUGCACGCAGAAUUAUUGCGAAGAUCCGCGCAGAAAACCGUUGAUGCGGAAGUGGAAAAAGAGCGAAAACGGAAAUUGGAAGAACUGGAAAAAAUGAUGAGAGGGGAAGGGGAGAACGAAAUGGAAAUUGCUAAAACAAGUGAAAAUUUAUCUAAAGUUCAAAAUGAUCUGAAGAAUGCGUUUAAAAUUGCUACAGUGAGUAUUCGAUAUCAUCAGAAAAUAUAUUAAAAUUACAACAUUUUAACUAAAAUUGUAAUUACGCUCAGUGGCGUACGUAACGGAGGAAGAGGGGGCCCUUAGGCAUAUUUGGUGUGGGGGUCCCUGUUGACCGUUGUCAUUGUUUGACUGAAAUAAUAAUAUAUUUAUAUUGAAUAUUUAUAGAAUGUUCUGGAAAAUUCCGUGUCGACUGUCUAUAACAAUAACAGUCUCCGACACAUGUAAGAACUAAUAAAGAAUAACUUUUGUUUUAUUUGAGAUAGAGAAAAAACAGCUACCGUUGUCGAUGGAGGCUUUAUUAUUUAGCAUUAUUAAUUUUGCAUUUUCUCAUUGAUUCAGCUAACCUGCAUCUUUUACGUUUUCUAAUUUUCUGGGCGAUAGGCCGUGGCUGCUGGGGGCCCCUAACUGUCAGGCUGGGGCCCUUAAAUUUUUAACUAACCCUACCCAAUGAGUGUUACGCCACUGGUUGAGUUUUAAGUUGCUAAGCACGGAUGUGCUAAACUCGGCGCAGCAGAAAUGUGAGCUGAAUUACCAAGGACGCAUAGGGUGCGUUCCUUUAGUGUAAUCCGGAUUUGGAUCUUCAAAUCCGAUUAUCGAUUUUCAGUUUCAUUUAACAAAAUCUUAAAAUAGAUUCGAAUCUGAUGAUCCACCUCAACAUAUGGAUUUUUCGGAUUCAAUCUGAAUCUUGAUUAGGAUUCAACGUUCCUUUUGAGCUUCUGGCCUUCUAGCAUGCAUGUACCUUGACCCGACCCGCAAUGUAUAAUGGGACAGAAAACUUAUUGUAAAAAUAUAUGGCGGGAAAACAGCAGGCGAGUUCCGAUUCUCACAAUUCGUUCCAUUUGUUUAACGAAUCCAAAGAAUCCAAAACCUAAAAAUCCAAAUCUAGAUUUACAAAAGAAACGCUCCUAUACUGAGUACUUCUUUCGUCAAUCUGUUCAAGUCGAAAGCUUCCUAAGGAGCUGUUUACAUGACAAAUAUAUUUUUCGGAACUUUCGGAGAUGGAAUAAGUUUACAAAGAAAAAUGAUGCAUGAAUUGCCGUCGAAAGGCCGCGAUUAAAACUUGGUUAAUUAACUUUGGAUGAAGUUUGAUGAAGCCUGCUUGGCAGGCACCAGAGAGAUGAGAAAUUAGCACAAAAGCAAAAGUUUGUCUUGUAUUGCCGGCACAUACUACUGAUUCGUUGAUGGAGGCAGCAGUAUUCGAGUGCUCCCUGGUAUUGACAAGUUUCCAUGUUUUACAGAAAAGCAAAGAAAACAAGAGUGUCGCUACAAAGAAGAAAAGUGAAGACAGCAAAGAACAACUCUUGCAGACCAUCCGUCGCCAUUCCGCAGUUUCCUCCGUGAAAGAGAUGUCCAGUAAAGAACAACAGCAGAGGAUUGCAGAGUAUGACGAGCGCAUGCGCGGUAUGAUGAGCGAUAACUCACGCGAUCUCUUGGUCAAUGUUCAAGAACAGUUGUUGGGGUUAUUUUCAAAACUGAAGGUUAGUUUUGGUCGUUAUAACCUCUUGUCUAUUAUCACUGAUAAUAAUGAACGGAACUGAAAUUAUUCUGCACAUGGGAUAUUUGUAGCUGGAUAUUUUUGAACGAAAAUUUAUAGACCUAACCGGAAACAUCUGCGAAAAAUGCAACUAUAAGCCCUCGGGCUGGAAUCGAACCUAUGAUUCCGGUUCAGCGCUUUGACUGAGCUAGAUCGAGCUAUAAUCUAGUUGUUUUGACUACCACAACUUCUUGUAUUAUAGUAGUGUUAGGAAUCCGUCAUAUACUAAUUCAAACAACGUCGAUCGUAUUUUAUGUGCUGCGUCCAGGGCGGUAACUACACGCGAUAAUUGGGGGGGGGGGAGGUGCAUAUUCAUAUAUUCGGGUUCUGCCCGACGGAUUUCGUUUGAAAGCGAUUGUUUUUACGGUAUGUGAACAUGAAUAUAUGAAUAUACACGCCCCACCCCCACCCCCAGCGACCGAAGUUUUACUUGUAACCGUUGGGAAAAUUUCAUCAGUUUGAACAUCAAUUGUAGAGCAUGGUGGGCGAUCAUUGCGAUUCUUGUUAGCACUGUUGGUCUUCAAUUUUCAGUAACCUAUUGUUCACUAACAUACCGUCAUUUCCCUGAAAAGUUAAAGUUGAAAUCUUUUAACAAUACCAAGUUAUUCCUGUGCGGCCACGUUGACUAAUAGACAAUACAGUUUAAACAAAUUUUUUUAGUAUCAAAACUUUUCAACCAUCUAAAUCUCGAUGGUAUACUAUCGUAUGUUAGGUGUUCCAAUAACUGCAUGGCAUCUUCUAUUUCUGCUUCAUCAGAAGAAAUACUUUCGCAAAGCUCACAGAAGCACGUCCUUUCGCCAUCACUGGCGAUACGAAAAAAUGUAUACACUCCGGUAUACAGCCCGCUGCGGAGUAGUGUAGGACCAUAGUGAGGUUUGUUUUUAAUUUUUUCCCCACAGAGAGAUAAAGACGUGGAAAAAGUUAUGAAGAUGGACCAGACUAAAGAAAACAAAGCGCGGAUGCAAGAAGAGUUAAUUCGUACAGCUUCUAGUAAGAUCGCAGAUCGCGAGGCAAAUGCGGAACGCGCUCGACGUAUAAAGGAGGAUAAAAAACGAGAUGAGGACGUUGAGCGACAGGAAACUGUCGAGUUGUUGUUGAAUGUCCAGAAACAGUUAUUGGACACCUGUGGCCAUCUGCAGGUGGGUAAUGUUCCGAUCUCGUUCCCAUGCUGUUCCUUCUUGUGGAGUUCAGUUGGGCAUUGUAGAGGAAAUCUCAAAAUAAGGCAUUUAAGGCUGAGUUUCAGUUUUACUGUUUCAUAUGAUGUGGAAUUAGUUACCAGUAAUCAUAAAAGUUACCAGUUACCCAUAAAAAAUAAUGUUUUUUAUAACUAGUUAAAAAGUUACCUUCAAUUCAAGGACGGAUUUUCUGGGGGGUGCGAGGGGGGGAGGGGGUGCGCACCCCCAAAAUUUUUUUCCCUCCCCUCCCCCCGGAGAAAUUGUGCAACACUCCAACAAAAAUGUGCACCCCCCUGUCCCUGCCAAAAUUUAAAUGUACUAAAUUAAUCUACCGUCAAGUAAGAUAGAAAUAUUAAAAUUAACAUGUUUCUAUAUACGCUUUUUUUCAGCAAAUUAACGUAAAAGUAAAACACACUUACAAAAAAUAAGUUCACGUGCUCAUCGGCACCACGCGUUUUCACAUUGGAUUCAGACAGGUUUGACAGGUUUACAUAAACCUGUCAGAUUUUCCAAAGAAAGAACUGAUCUAUAACCUUCCAUGUAUAUAACUAAUUUAAAGAAUAUUCUGUUGCAUAAAACUGAUGUUGUCUAAUCUAUUAUUGAAAUUUGAUUAUGGACUACCGAGCGUAUUUAGACCCACUGAUCAUUGCUUUGGCGAUUGAGAGUGAAGAAAUGAUUGCGAAAGAUCGGACGCUCUUGCAGUUUGGUUUUUAGUUCGUCGUUAGAGUUGGAUUGAAAACGUGUAGAUCUAAAUCGAUGUGUCCGCAAUUAGCGGAUAGCAUAUUUUUAUCACUAGGCACUAGCUAAUACGCUUCGAAAAAGGUUCAACUCAUUGUUUCAGCUGCGUAUUAGUCAAAAAUUAACUUAAAAGCAUGCAUUUUCUAAUCAUAAAAUUAAUUUCAAAAGUGACGCCAGAACGCAGGGAAUGUUGUUUCAGAGCCCAAAUUUUAAAUUUUUUCCUGGGGGAGGCAUGCCCCCGCCCCCCCCCCUAUUAGUUGGGUGAACCUAGUAAACCAGUAAUCAAAAACCCUGGAUCCGCCCCGGCACAUGAUCAUCACCACCCCACCCCACCCUGAAAUUUUUGCACCCCCCAGAGAAAAAUAUGAAAAUCCGCUCUUGCUUCAAUUUGUUCUUUAAAGUUACAUUUGCAGGUUUUACUAUUAAUAACUACAUUGACAGUGAAUUGGAGUAAAUCACUAUAAAGAAUAGGCUAAUCCAACUGCAAGCCAGUAAAUGAUAGGGCCUUAUUGUAUAUAUGUACAGUGAAUCAGUUUAUCCACGGCCGCAUUAAACACAAUAAUAUAGUUUAAAGGAUAAACGAAUUAGAAAGUACCAUAUUUUAACAAUUAAAAUGUAACGAAAAAACGUAAUCGUUUGUUAGAAAGGUAACGCGUUAUCCUCGGUAAUUAGACAGAUUUAGAUCGAGGACGCGAACGUCAAAGACGACGUGAAAAUGGCGUCAAUAUGGCGUGGCAUAUCCAUACAUGGGCACAACACGUCAUUUUCACGUCGUCUUUGACGUCCACGUCCUCGAUCUAAAUCUGUCUAAUAGUUGCAGUUACCUCUUUUCAAAACGAAGCUAUCGUUACACAGUUGUUACUUGCAACGGAGUUACUUAGGGCGCAAAAACGUCACAAAGUUAUAUUACUAACGGUGUUACAACGAAGUUACAACGGAGUUACUUAAGUUACAACGGAGUUAUCUAAGUUACAACGGAGUUAUCUAAGUUACAACGGAGUUACUUAUGGCGCAUAAAAGUCACAGAGAUGAAAAUGGAGCCUUAAUUGGCGGCUUCGUGUGAACACAAACGCCGUUACUUUUUUGUACCGCUUACAAACCAAGCAUCUCAGAUCUCAAUACAGUAAAUUGAAAUGCUUUUCGUUUAAAUUUCUUUGCCUUAUUUGAAAUAUUUUGGAUUUACAUGAGUGCUAAUUAAAUUUGUAAAAAAAACUGUAACAGCGCAGUAUGAACACAUGUAUAAAUUCUAGAUCUGCCGGCAUUAUUCCGGUGUCGGUGUGAACGUAGUCAGGCCAUGUUAUUCGGGGGUUCUUAGCGAAUUCCGUUCCCGAGUAAUUAUUUUACAAUACAGCCAACAUUUUUUAGGACUCACAUUGAUACCAGUUCUUCUGAACUGACAAGACUACCCUGGUGAAAUAAACUUUAUUUGAUUUGAUUACUUAUAAAUUCCGCGAUGACACUUUCCAGAACUGAGACAGAACACAAAUGUGUCGCUAAAUUCUCAAAACUAUUCAAAAUCUCGAAUCUUCUGUAUCUCCAAUUCUUCCUGUUCUUGCGUCCCGUGUGUGGCGUCCCGUGUGUGGCGUCCCGUGUGCGUGGAUAAACCGCGGAUGCGGACGGACGGAUGGCGGAAAUACUGAUAUGAGGGUAAAAUGCGGAUAGGAUGGUAAAAUGUAUAAAUAAGGGUAAAAUGCGAAUACGAAGGUAACACACGCACUUGUAAUGAUCACCACCUUACCUUCUAGCUCUUUUCCAACAAUGAAUUUCCCAACUCUACGCUUCUCGAGGAAAGAGCCUGGUACGAGAUUGAUACUUUCCUUGUUGUUUUUCUGUAGAAUGAAAAUCUGAAACAAAAUGCAAAGCUGGUCCAGUUUCUCAAGGCACGACAAAGUGUUCUCAGUGACAUACGGAAUCGCGGUAGUCCUGGAUGUUCAACAGCGGAUGAAAAUAGGAGAAAGUAUAAGUCCCUUUUAUUACUGACUGGCCUAUCUUAUCUUUAACCGAUUUUCCUGCGCACACAUGCACGCACAUUCGGCUCGUGUUCAUGUAAUAGCACGUGUUGUAAUAUAUUAUUGCAGGAUGGGAUAAGUUACAAUUUUUUGUCGUACUUGUCUGGUACUCCAAUCAUUAUUGUCGCGUGCUGGGACAAAUCAGUACUCAGGAGGUUCAGAGCACACUUGCAAAUACAACUGAACACUUAUACCGUCCAUGCAGUCCAACAUUCCUUAGAUCCAUCCGUCUACUGUUUCAUUAGCAAAAGUUGUUUAGGCGUUGUUUACAGCAUUAAACUGGGAAGAGGGGCUGACAAUGUUUGUUUUGUCAAUGUGCAUUAACUUUGCAAUAUUGGCUGGAACGGACUAGUCAAGGGUUAUGUCCAAGAUCGUAGCUACCUAGUCCCUAUACUUAACUACGGUUUCGAAUACCUUAAUUAGCCUUGGAAAGGUCAUAUGUAAAUAAUGUAAGUAUAGCAAGAGUUCCACAUACUUGGCUAAGAAAGAAAACCAAACUUCGGUACAUAAACAGAUUCAUCGCACGCUAAUUAAUUAUAUAUGAACCAAGCUUUAGUAGCUUAACUUCCGAUCAUGUAAAGUUCGAAUUCUUCACAGUUCUUACUUCGUUAGGAUUGUAAAUUGUGGAACUAUUUAUGUAAAUCUGUUCCUUCCAACUGCUGCGACACUUUCCCCACCUUUAAAUCAUACCUACACAAGACUUACCUCCACCUAACUGCUAAUGCAUCACUCCUGACUUACCUAGCUCACACUCAUUCAUCACGACUAACUAAUAUCUUCCAGGUCAUUCAUUUUAUACCAUUUUUCUCUUCUGUGCUUCUAGUUUUCCAUUCCGCACCUUCCACUUUUCUAUUCCAGUAUAUUUUUCUUGCACUUCUACCGAGUGUCCCCCCAAAAACUGGACACUGUUUGAUUUCAUGUAACGUAUAGAAAAGCUAUCGCAAUGAAAUCAAGAUCAUUGCAUUCAGAAAGGACUAACUUAGAUUUUGAUAUAGAACACUUGAAUUUACAUGCAAUAUUGAGCGAGAUACAACCAAAAUAAAAUUACUUAUUAUUUAACAAGUAUAACUACAUCGGUAAUUAUAAGGUUGUUUUAUGCUAGUUUUUGGCAUUUUCAAAAACAGUAGUUCAACGUUCAAACAUCAAUAGACAAUAGCGCAGUCAAUAUUGGAUGUAAAUUCAAGUGCUCAUAGGCCUAUACAGGUGUCCCAAAAAACCCGAAAACUAUUGAAAUCACCAAUAACAAUUUAGUUGUUAGAAUUUGAAUGCCUAAGCACUCUGUUGGUUCCCACGAGUGCAUAAAUGAUUGACAUAAGUAAAUUUUAUGCAUAUAAGGAGACUAUUUAAGAAGCUGCUUUAAAUUCCCAAGAGCAAAAAAUCGCGCACUUUACAAGGAGAUGUUCUUAACUAAAUUUUAAUACAUGCACCUUGUCAAUAUUUUACGCAUCAUUACGUUCAGCUUUUUGGUAGGGCAUUCAAUUUUAACAAUAAGUGAUUUCAAUGGUUUUCGGUUUUUUGGGGACACCCUGUACUGUAUAUCAGAAUCUAAGUUAUAGCAAGUUAUAGUCCUUUCUGAAUGCAAUGAUAUUUAUUUCAUUGCGAUAGCUUUUAUAGCUUUUACGUUACAUGAAAUCAAACAGUAAAAGUAAAUCAAUUUAACAAUGAUAUUCUCUUUAUAUAGAUCUGUAGACUUGGGUGAGUUUAACCGCGCAGAGAAAGGCCGAAAACUCUCCAUGGUCGGUGAUCUUACUGAAUUUCAGCGACAAGAGAAAGGUCGCAAGCUAUCUAUUAUUGGUGAACAGUUCGAAUUCAAGAUGCAUAGUGACAUAUAA
Messenger RNA from Paramuricea clavata, 10878 nucleotides. Lineage: Eukaryota; Metazoa; Cnidaria; Anthozoa; Malacalcyonacea; Plexauridae. The record is from the annotation of a GenBank genome assembly.